AUGGGACUGAAGCUGGCUGCCCUCAACAGGAAGCUUCUGGAUGAGAGGAGGGGCAUCUUCCUCAGUUCCAGAAAACAUGGAGGUGCACCAAUUACUAUAUACGGCCUAGAGAGUGGUCAGCUCUGGCCCCUCGUGCUCUGGCGUCAACCACCCCUGCCCGGGGCCUUCGCCUCAUGUCCUCAAUUCAGGAAGACGCUCACAGCGACCUUAACGGUGCUCCAAAGCAACCAUGGUGAGCACCGCACCCUGGGUACGAGCUCACCGCCCUCCCACACGCGGCAGGGGAGGCCCCGCCCUCUCCGACCGGCGGGGCGGCGGCGGCGGGAGGCCCAGGCGGGUGGGGCGCACGGCCCACCCUGCGUCGUCGGUCUCCCGGGAAGCGGCCGCGGCACACGCUCACCGCAGGCCGACCGGCCUGCCGCCCCCGGGCAGGGUCUGGAAGGGCCCCGUGGCGGUUCUCCCGGGCACGUCCUUGCGCACCGGCUCCACGUUCUCGCAGAGGCAUUUGGGCUUCGCUUCCCAUUGGUUGAAAUUGGUGUUGCCCUGGCAGUACUUGUAAACAUUCCAUCUGGGAAUCCCUGGGAAAAGCUGCUGAGAGACUGUCUGAGGCUUUCCUGGCUACUACUUUUCCAAACAAGGAUCUGGUCCCUCAGUCAAAAGAAAAUGAAGCGGACGAAACAUGUCAGAUUUCAGGAGGAAGUAAACGUGGCUAAAGAGACUACAAGCCAGACGGCGGACACACAAGACACCAGCAGUGUAACUGAAGUGGCUCUAGCUCUAGCUAAGGAUGUCAUCGCUGCUGCUGUUCAGUCCGUGAAAGAAGCUGAAAACCCCAUCAAAAACAUCGACUGGGUCACACACGGUGAAUUCACAGCAGAAAGGGGCCGUAAACAAAUUGAGCAGUUUGUCUUGAAGUGGGAGUAUCACAGCCGCUGGGUGCACUACACAGACUUUUUAAGGAGGGAAGACAUGGGCCACAGCAUCUUCCACUACAUCUACUGUGUGCGCUGGAGCAUCCCAACUGCUCAGAUACCCAUUGCACAGAUUACUGCCGGUGUCUACUUCACCAUCAAGAUCCACAAAAAAAAACCUCCGGAUACACCCAUUGAUGUCUCUUAUGUCUUUGAGGGCCAAUCAUUAGUUCACAGACCAGGAAUGAUUCGCUUUCGAGAAAAAUGGCUGAGGGACAUUAUUGAGGCCAAAUGUAUUUUAAUUAAUCCAAAUAUGUUCCAAUUCAACAGUAUUGGAAUCUUUCAGAAUAUUGUAGGAUUAGAUUUCUAA
Molecule: messenger RNA, 1281 nt
Organism: Camelus dromedarius (Arabian camel)
Lineage: Eukaryota; Metazoa; Chordata; Mammalia; Artiodactyla; Camelidae
Gene: AKAP14
Product: A-kinase anchoring protein 14
Exons: 9
Coding region: 1-1281 (426 amino acids)
Cellular component (GO): cAMP-dependent protein kinase complex
Molecular function (GO): protein kinase A regulatory subunit binding
Source: RefSeq, a predicted model, not a curated record